This is a messenger RNA of Monascus purpureus, 888 nucleotides long. Lineage: Eukaryota; Fungi; Ascomycota; Eurotiomycetes; Eurotiales; Aspergillaceae. The record is from the annotation of a GenBank genome assembly.
AUGAAACCACAUAUGGGAGGGUCCGCUUUUGCGGUACUAGCUUUAUGGCUAGCCUCAGACUCUGCAGUAGCCGGUCCGGACCCAGAACCAGUUGCGGUGGCUGCAGCCGCUGCAACCACAACUCUGGCUCUGCGGGCCAUGGAAUAUAAGGGCUGCUAUAAUAGCUCAGAUGGCUUGACUGACUAUGGGCCUUACACAUGGCAGAGUUCGGGAUGGUGCCAAAAAGUCUGUGUCGAAAGGAAUUUCAAGGUCUUAGGCCUGUGGAAAGGAUCAGACUGUUUCUGCGGGGAUGUCGUACCUCCAGAUUCGGCAUUGGUGGACGAUAGCCAGUGCAACUCUGGGUGUUACGGGAUUGACACACAAAUGUGUGGUGGGAAAACCGCGUACGGCGUCUUUCUCACUGGACUUGAUCCUGACCCACCGACCUAUUCGUCCACUGUCGCAUCGUCUACCACUACCACUUCUACUACCACUUCUACUUCCACCUCUCAGUCUCCCACAAGCGCUGAAACCACCCACGCCGUCACGAAACCCGGCGGUGAAACUAUUAUAGUCACGGAACCCGUGACCUCGGUGCCUAACAAAAAGGGCGGUGGAUCGAAUACCGCUGCCAUUGCAGCAGGUGUCGUUGUUGGGGUUGUUGGGCUUUGUGCAAUAGUCGGAGCUCUCUUCUUUGUUUACCGCUACAAGAAACGCAAGGCUGUUGAAGAGGAAUAUCGCCGCAAUGCAAUGAUGAACAACUAUCCCAAGUCCGCACCGGAUUUUGCAACGAACGACUCGAGGUUUGACCGGGAAUUCUUGGCUCAAAGACGACAAAGUAAUGGCAGUAUCGACGAUGAUCAAGACUUCUCUCGCAGGAUCUUGCAGGUAACAAACCCUGAUCGGUAA